This is a messenger RNA of Phragmites australis (common reed), 2126 nucleotides long. Its product is annotated as GDP-L-galactose phosphorylase 2-like. The coding region runs from base 554 to 1861 and encodes 435 amino acids. Gene Ontology annotation, biological process: glucose metabolic process. Gene Ontology annotation, cellular component: cytoplasm. Lineage: Eukaryota; Viridiplantae; Streptophyta; Magnoliopsida; Poales; Poaceae. The record is from RefSeq and is a predicted model, not a curated record. Gene Ontology annotation, molecular function: GDP-D-glucose phosphorylase activity. The transcript is spliced from 6 exons.
ACCAUACAAACCACACCACAGAUCCACCACCACACAUUCACACAAUCGGCUCCACCCCUAUUUAUUAACGCCGCCUCCACCUCUCCCAAACCGAACCCAAACCAACCCCCAACGCCACCGCCGCCGCUCGCCGGAGAAGAGAAAGAGAAGAGAGGAGAGCCCCUCUGGCGGGGUUCCCGGAAGCUUCGAGAACCUUCCCCCGAUCCUAACCAAGCCUUCCCCUUUACCCCUUUGGGCGUCGCGGAGUUGUAGGCAUCACGGCUAGCGUUGCAGCCCUCCGGCGCGGCGCCGCAGCUGCGCAGGUGGAGCCCACGGGCACCAUCGCUUCCACCACCAGCCCCGCCCCGCACGGCGGCCGCGGGGCCCUCCCCUCUGCCGGCGGCAGCCCCUCCGACCUCCUCUUCCUCGCCGGCGGCGGUCGCCUCCUCCUCUGAGUCGCUCCCCCACUAACCUCACCUAACCCCCCACCACCGUGCUGACAACCGUCGUCUGCUGACCGCCCGGAGAACCCCGAGAAACCCACCGAGAGAAACAGAGAAACCCAGCGCGCGAGAUGGAGAUGAAGCUCACGAUCAGGAGGGUGCCCACCGUGGUGUCCAACUACCAGGAGGACUCGAGCGCCGGCGGCGACAAGCCGCGCGGCGGGUGCGGGAGGAACUGCCUCGGGGACUGCUGCCUGCCUGUUUCCAAGCUUCCCCUCUAUGCUUUCAAGGCGAAUCCGGCAAAGCUGCGUUCACAGGAGGAUGCUGCUACAACUAAGUCCCUUGUCAAUCUCCUCCUUACUGAGUGGGAGGACAGGAUGGCCCGAGGCUUAUUCCGCUAUGAUGUCACUGCUUGUGAGACCAAGGUCAUCCCUGGCAACCUUGGGUUUGUUGCACAACUCAAUGAAGGGCGCCACCUCAAAAAGCGCCCUACUGAGUUCCGUGUGGACCGUGUGCUUCAGCCUUUUGACCUUGCCAAGUUCAACUUCACCAAAGUUGGCCAGGAGGAGGUGCUCUUCCAAUUUGAGAAUGGUGCUGGUGAUGACAGCUACUUCCUGAGGAGUGCUCCGAUCACUGUUGCUGACCGUGCUCCCAAUGUUGUUGCGAUCAAUGUGAGCCCAAUUGAGUACGGACACGUGCUUCUCAUUCCCCGUGUUCUGGACCGUCUUUCCCAGAAGAUUGAUCCAGAGAGCUUCUUGCUAGCGCUGCAAAUGGCGGCUGAGGCAGCAAGCCCAUACUUCAGGCUUGGUUACAAUAGUUUGGGUGCUUUUGCCACCAUCAAUCACCUCCACUUUCAGGCAUACUACUUGUCAGUGCCUUUCCCUGUUGAGAAGGCAGCUACCCACAAGAUUCCUCUUGCUGAGGACACGAUGAUGAGUGGGGUGAAUGUGUCCAAGCUGAUAAAUUACCCUGUGAGAGGGCUGGUUUUUGAGGGAGGGAAUACACUGGACGAUCUGGCAAACGUGGUUUCCAGUGCUUGCAUUUGGCUGCAGGACAACAAUGUUCCUUACAAUGUGCUCAUCUCUGACUGCGGCAGGAGGAUUUUCCUCUUCCCCCAGUGUUAUGCCGAGAAGCAGGCUCUGGGUGAAGUGAGCCAGGAGCUGCUGGACACGCAGGUGAACCCCGCCGUGUGGGAGAUCAGUGGCCACAUUGUGCUGAAGCGGAGGAACGACUACGAAGAGGCAUCUGAAACUUCAGCGUGGAAGCUCCUCGCCGAGGUCUCCCUGUCAGAGGAACGCUUCGAGGAAGUGAAGGCCUACAUCUUCAGCGCCGCUGGUCUGGUUCAGUCCGACGAGGAGAAAGUUUGCGAGGGCAAGGACGCCGCGCCUGUCCCCAUCGCCCCUCGGCCUGUCGGAGAAGGCUGCCUCGUCCUUCAGUGAGACUGUACUGCAGGUCGUCGUGGCCAUGGUCGUGGUCGCCUAUAGUUGUGGUUGCUGGUCUUAAAUAAGAUCCAUGUGAUCGAACUGCCUGGUCUGUUGUAUGCGCGUGAGCCCUGUUCUCUGCUACCUGCUCGCGUUCCUGUGUCCUUUGUUUCUCAUGUGGUGGUUACUCGGUGAUCCAGUGCUCUCUGCAGUAUUAAGCGGAGGCUAUGUGUAUUGUUUGGGUCGUGUAGAACUAAAUUAAAUGUGAUGGACGUUGUAGUUA